Molecule: messenger RNA, 3873 nt
Organism: Musa acuminata AAA Group (dessert banana)
Lineage: Eukaryota; Viridiplantae; Streptophyta; Magnoliopsida; Zingiberales; Musaceae
Exons: 6
Coding region: 309-3290 (993 amino acids)
Source: RefSeq, a predicted model, not a curated record
GCCGUCAUCGUUACUCUUUCUAUACAGUGCGACUCCUAUAUGCUUACCGCUGCCAUUUGUUUGCUCUCUCUCAUCUCCUCUGCUUCGCUCUCUGGUCUGCCCUCGAGUCCCCACCUACGAAACACCUCCCUCUCUCUCUCUCUCUCUCUCUCUCUCACACACACACACACACACACAAUUUGGUGUCUUGGUGUACAAUGCUUAGUGGCGUCGAUGAAUGUGUCCCAAUUGUAUCGAAGAAGAGAAUUAUGGAAGAUUUGAUGUGAAAGAUCCUUCCUUUUUUCCCGGAUAAGAGAAGAGGAGGAGAGAUGGAGGCGGAUUGGUUUCGGACGCAGCAGGGUUUCCGGAGUCGCCGGCGGGGGCAGCGGAGAGAACGAGCCUAUCGGGUCGGUGGUGGCGUGUUGCGGGUCUCCGGAUGUGAUUAUCUGAUGGAACAAAGGAAUGGACUUGAAAUGGAAUCUGAAUCCACUUGCAGUAGUAGCUUUCAGAAAGAAGAAGAUUAUUCUUGCCAAAGCCCAUAUGACAAGACCAGUGUGAAACCAUCGGAGAAACAUAUGGAUCAAGAAACUACAAGAGAGGCAGAAAUUAGAUGGUCCUCACCUAGUAUAAUUGCAAAAUUAAUGGGUCUCGAUGAACAGCCUCCUGUACAAGAAGUCAAUAAACAAAAGAAGGUAAUAAAUGAUUGCUUUCAGGAAAUAUCAGCUGUUGGCUUGCAAGACAAGUACCUGAGGAGAGAGGAGCAUUCACCCUGGAUGAGCACCACUGAGCACCAAGGAUUCAAAGAUGUUUAUGAUGUCACAGAAACGCGAAAAGUUGAGAGAGAAAAGAAAAAACCAGAUAAUAAGGCAUUGCCAAGUCUAAAACAAUACAAGUUUGAUGUGAACAAACAAUUCAAGCCAGGUGUAAGCUCUGUCGACCAAAGUUUCAUGGGUGUGAAGCAAUUUCAUAGUGACAAAUCACAAAGAACUUUUAUAAAAUCUAAUAAUAGGUUGGCAGACCACGAUUGCAAGAAGCAUCAUUUUUUUAAAGCCUUCCAGGAACCCAAUUUCUUAUUUAAGAAAUAUUUUCAUGAUUUGAAGUGGCUUGCACCCUCUCAUUUAACAAGCAAGAUUGCACUUUUCAAGUCUUCAAGUGGUGCUAAGAUUGAAAGUGAUAAAGUAUGUUGUCCAUCAGAGAGGAAGACAGAUGGGUUCACUAAUCUGCUGAAUGAUGUUAUGAUCACUUUUACAAAACCAGUUACUGGUAUGGUCGGACACUCUCUUAAGGAACACAAUGAUUCUCUUUUGCAAAAAUCUGCAGGCAACAGUAACCCAUGUGUCCAUCCCAAUCAUAUUGUUCUUUUGAAGCCGAGUACUAAUAAAGCCCAUAGCAAGGGAAGAAGUGUUCUUGAAACUCCUAAGGUUAUUCAGUUUGCUGAUAGAAGACUGACUACUCAAACUGUGUUUCAAGAGCCUGACAAUGUAGGAAGGGAAUGGUCUAACUUUUCCCAUAAUAUGGAAGCUUUUGGCUGCAAGACUAAAGGUUUAAGAGAAAUUUCUAGAGAGAUCACAGAACAACCGAAAGAAUCCAAAAGCAGCAGUAAUAAGCAUGUGCCAGUUUUGGGGCUUAACAGAUUCUCCAGGGAUGAGAGCUCUUGUAUUAUGCCUGGUGCGAACAAUCUGUGCAAUUCUGAGGCAUCCUGUAGACCUUCCAACAGAUGUAAUUACUGGAAUAGCACAUAUGGUUCCUCAGCAACUUCAACUGAAUUUAGAAGAGAGUCCAGUAAAAACUUGUCUAGAAAGUGGAAGGUGACCGACCACAUUAAGGAGGCAGGAGAUUGUGGUAAAGGCUCAAGUACUUUGGCUGAAAUGUUUGCUUUAUCCGAUUUGGAAACUCAAAAUCCAGCACCGGGUUCACCAUUGGUUCAUACUGUUUCAGAUGAGAAAUUAUCCAAACUUGACAUGCGAGCACCAUGGGGUUCUCCUUCAAGUAUUAACAAUAGGGAUAGCUGGGUAGAUGGGUUCUUUAUAAAUCUACCAAAAUCAACUGCUCUUCCAGCUUCAUCAACUAAUUAUGGGAGUCGAAAUUUGAGCAGCAUGCACAGAUUUGGUGUUGAACACUUUGGUACAUUUCAUGAUAUGUUGAGGCUGAGACAAAAAAAAUGCAUUCCAAGAGAAAGUUCUUCACUCAAAAGCAUUAAAAGUGGCAAUCUCAAGCUUUACUCUAAUUUUGGUGGAGAGGAAAAUAACCUACCUUCAAAAGAAAUUCACACGAAUCAAGAAAGGAUGCGGAAAGGUGCACUUUGUGAAUCAACUGCUGAACUGAAUUUUGAACUUCCUUCUGUUCCCCGUUCUGCAGAUGCGCAUAUGUCGAUAACAGAUCAGGAGCUAGCUCAGCCAACAAUGACUCAUAUGAUCUUAAUGAAUCCUAAAUUUUCCAGUCCUAACUUGAAGCCUUCUGAAAUAUGUUCUCCAAGAUUUAAUGUGACACCUUGUCGGUACAUAUCCCUCGAUCACUUUUUCUUGGAAGCACCAACUGAUGGCUCUCAAUUAUAUAUUGAAUUGCUCACUCCUGUAAGAACAAAAGAGGCUUCGCAACCAUGCCCUGUUUCUGUACUUGAUCUUCCAGUGAGAGAAGAUGAUUUGGGAUGUCCUAAAAUUCUGAAUGGAGGCCUUCUUGAGCUCAAUACAAAAACUUUACCCUCAGAGUCAGUAGAUCCAUGCGCCGAGGCAUCAGAAGUUAUCACUUUGAGUAACGAGGAUGAUAGUGAGGAUUGUCAAUCCAUUCAGCAGAAUAGCUACUUAGAAGAGGAGUUCAUGGAUGAAGAGGAGAGGGACUACACCUACCUUCUUGAUAUACUAAUUGUGUCUGGUGUUCACAGUGCCAAGCAAGGGAAGCUUUGUAAUGCAUGUUACUCACCGGAACAUCCAGUGAAACCAACGUUAUUUGAAAAGCUGGAGAGGAAGUACAGUAAACUGGUUGCAUGGUCACACUCAGAGAGAAGGCUGAUGUUUGAUCUGACAAACUCGACACUCGCAGAGAUCCUCGCUCCUUGUAUGGACCGGCAUCCAUGGGUUAAUUCCACAAGAAGGAUUGCACCCAUGUGGGGUUCUGAAGGACUUGUGGAGAAGACAUGGCAAAUGUUGGUGGAGAAACGUAUGGAACUUAGUGGGGGUAACGCAGAGGACAAGGUUCUGGACAUUAAAUGGCUAGACUUAGGAGAUGACAUCGAUGAGGUAGGAGUGGAGAUCGAGAGGACGCUGAAGGAGGAACUAUUGGAAGAACUUGUUGUAGAGUUCAUGGCAGGAUAGGCUCCUCUGGUUAAAAGAUCUAGUUUUGAUGGUGGAUAUAUAUAGCCACAUAGAUCAUCUGUUGAAGGCAGGGUGUCAGCUGCCACAAGAUUUUGCUGGUUAUGGACAUAUCAUAAGAAUUCAAGUUUGAACCACAGGCAGGUCGGAGAUCAGCAAUCACGAACAUAAUAAUUCGAGGGCUUUCAUCUGUCGGCACCGGGAGGUCAUGGAAACUUCAGUCACAAGUAGUCGCAAAUAAUCUACAAUGAGGUGCAUUCAACUCUGUGACAAGGCUGUGCUGAUGGCCAGGUAGUGUCAUUCAUAGGAUCCAAGCUUUAGGUUUGUGCAUCCCAUGUCAGAACAAAGAAAGACCAGGUAAGAGUGCCAAGAGUUCAGUAACAUUUGAAGGUGCAAGUGAGUAACAGUAUAGUUUUCAGCAUUGGCUUGAGCUGGGGUGUUCAGAGAGAGUGUGUGUGAUGUGAAGGGGGUGUGAAACACUGCCUCACAAUUUAUCCUUCCGUGGUAGGUGUGUUCUUGUUUGUUUCUUUUUCUUUUCACAAUACCAUACUGUGAGUAAAUAUGGAUUCGAGCACAUUUCACAGAA